AGAGUCUAAACAUGAAAGAUCGUUAAAGACCGUUGUUUGAAACAGGAUUCAAUCGUGUUAUGAUGCCAGAUGGGUUAUUUUAGUUAUUCGGUGUGAGUUUGGCCUUACUAUGGAUCUGCUGGUUUGUUAAUCAUCGAUUUUUAACGGAAAACCAGAAGCGCGAAACGCCUCACAACUUCAGACUCGUUCAGAAUGAAGCUGCAGUGUGAUGUGGAGGUUGUGAACCGGUUGUUACCGUCGAUGGGUGUGAGGAGCAAAGGCCGGUCCAGCCGCGCGGUUCUGUCCAUCGGGAAGCACGUGGACCGGAGCCUGUAUCUGCUGGUCUGCACCGCCAAAGACCGCGGCGGAGCCAAAUACAAGCUGAAGGAGAACAUCGAGAAGUUCUUUACCUGGUUCGUGGAAGAGGGCAAAGCCACGGUUCGGCUGAAGGAACCUGCGAUUGACAUCUGUCUGAGUAAAGCCGACAGCAGCAGCUUGAAGAGCUUCCUCUCCGCUGCUCGGCUCGCUCACAGAGGAAGUGACACGGACUCUCUCCCGCUGUCGUCUCUCGGCCCGGUCCGCGCCCGCGAUGUGGAGAAACCCAAGAAGAAGCUCAGCAUUCUGUCCAGGAAGGACUAUCCGCUGGCAUCCAGCUUCCCGUACUCCUUGGAGCAGCUGCAGGUCUCGUACUGCAGACUGACCCGAGUGGACCUGCGCAUGCUGUCCCUGCGAGCGCUGCGCCGGCUCGACCUCAGCAACAACCACAUCAAGAAGCUGCCCUCCACCAUCGGAGACCUGAGCUGCCUUGCCGAGCUCAUUCUGCACAACAACCACCUGGAGAGCUUUGGAGACGGCCUGUGUUCCUCCAGCCUCCAGACGUCGCUGCAGCACCUGGACCUGAGUCAGAACCAGCUGCAGGUUCUGCCCGCUCGCUUCUGUCAGCUGCAGCAGCUGGUCAACCUCAAGCUGGACCAGAACAAGCUCCUGCGGCUGCCUUUCCACAUGGGACGCCUCUCCAAGCUGCGCUUCCUGUCUGCCGCUCACAACCAGCUCACUGUGCUUCCCUCCAGCUUCAGGAAGCUGUGCCUGGAGAACCUGGACCUAUUUGGAAACCCGUUCAUUCAAGCCAACGCUCUGGAGCACACGAUCCGGCUCACGUUCCCACUGAAGCUGCAGGAGCUAGCGUCCCGCGCCGUGGUGGAGCUCAGAAUCCCUCACGGCCCUGACUGCGUCCCGCUGCAUCUGUGUCACGAGCUGGACUUCUCCAAAUCCUGCUCCUGCGGCCGGGCCUGUGUGGACUCCUACAUCCAGACGGCGGUCAGCAUCAACCUGCACCUGGUGUCUCACACCGUGGUCUUAGUGGACAACAUGGGCGGCACGGAGGCUCCGGUGCAGAAGCACUUCUGCUCUCUCCUGUGUUACUGCGAGUUCAUGGACGGCUGCCUGCAGCGCGACCUCAGAUGACCUCUCUAACCUUCUGUGCUGUUUGUUCUCUUUUAGCUCCGUGUUUCUGGGUUUCUUCAGUAGACACUUUUGUGUAAAAGACUCCAGUAUUGCAGCAUUUGUUUUGUAAAAAUAAAUAAAAGUCCUUUUUAAACAAGCUUGAGCAGCCAAAAAAAUUCACAUCACAGACUUCUGUAUUUUGUUGUUAGUUUUGUGCUUUUUCAAACUUUUUUUAUUUCAAACAAAGUUAGUUUCCGAACAAAAAGGAGUUCUACUGUACUCUACAUUUAAACAUUAAACUUAUGUAUCUGAUCUAA
Molecule: messenger RNA, 1739 nt
Organism: Puntigrus tetrazona (Sumatra barb)
Lineage: Eukaryota; Metazoa; Chordata; Actinopteri; Cypriniformes; Cyprinidae
Gene: lrr1
Product: leucine rich repeat protein 1
Exons: 5
Coding region: 193-1443 (416 amino acids)
Molecular function (GO): protein binding
Source: RefSeq, a predicted model, not a curated record